Messenger RNA from Tricharina praecox, 1177 nucleotides. Its product is annotated as Mss4-like protein. The transcript is spliced from 5 exons. Bases 263 to 1177 code for a protein of 304 amino acids. Gene Ontology annotation, molecular function: carbon-sulfur lyase activity. NCBI's taxonomy places the organism in Eukaryota, Fungi, Ascomycota, Pezizomycetes, Pezizales, Pyronemataceae. The record is from RefSeq and is a predicted model, not a curated record.
GAGCAGUGCAAGAUCGGCGUGCACGUUAGUACUCUACGUUACAGCAUGACCGCGUCAUGGCCGCGGCUUCGGCCACGGGAGGAUCGUGGUAACAUUGACGUCACACGGCCAUAGCAACAGCAACAACCACCACUGCCACGAUAAAGCGAAGUGAAGCAUCCGGCCAGUCAAUGCAAGACUUGACUUGACUUGACUCCCCUCUCCUUCGCCCGUACAGGAUAUAGAUAUAACUACCCCCCACAGCAAUCCCACCCCCAUUCUCAUGAGACCACCAUCGCGACUCUUCACCAACUUCAUCCGCACCGCUACUCCGGUCAGCACCAAACAGCACCAGCAAAUCCGGCGCCUCACAACCACCGCCACCAUGUCCGCCGACACCCCGCACAACAACGACUCCGACACGAGCGGGCUGCCGGAGGCUCACAAGCGAAUCGUGCACCGCAACCGAAUGGACCGGCCUCCCUACUCCGCCGCCCCCGGCGGCUCUUCCCCCUUCCCCACCGUCCUCACGGCCUCCUGUUUCUGCUCCACAGUGCAAUACUCCCUCUCGCGCUCCUCCCCGCUGGACGCAAAGUUCUGCCACUGCAGUACCUGCCAACGCUUACACGGCGCGCCGUUCCAGUGGGCGGCGAUAGUGCACAAGACCGACGUGCUGUUCACGAAAGGCCGCGAGGACCUGGUCUACUACAACCCUGGCGAGAAGAGUAGUGAGUACACGCUGCCGUGUAAAGUCGCCUGUAAACGGUGUAGAACCCCGAUCAUGGAUGAGGGGAGGAAUAUGCUACUGCUUUUUCCGACGCUUAUCAGGUUUGGGGGGGUGGCGGAGAAGAGGAAGUGGUAUCCUUCGUGUCAUAUUUUUUACGCGCAGAGAGCGGUCGAUAUAGUCGAUGGGCUGCCGAAGUUUGAGAAGCAUAAGGAUGAGAGCGACUUGAUGCCUGAGACGCUGAAGGAACAUGAUAAAGAUGGGACGGGGAGGGAGGAGAAGGCCGAGUUCAGUCUGGAGCAUGCUGGUUAUGCGCGACAAGCGAGUGACGCUGGCAAGAACGACCGUGGUGGCGAAGGGGGUAAUAUGGUGAUGGUGUUGAUGGGAUACGGUAUGGUAGUAGACACGCAGAUUACCCCGGAAAAAAAACGGAAGGAGCUUGAGCCGUACGAGAUACGCAGUUACUACAUGUAG